Messenger RNA from Rhineura floridana, 933 nucleotides. It is a transcript of the gene COMMD2, whose product is annotated as COMM domain containing 2. The coding region runs from base 136 to 735 and encodes 199 amino acids. The transcript has 5 exons. Lineage: Eukaryota; Metazoa; Chordata; Lepidosauria; Squamata; Rhineuridae. The record is from RefSeq and is a predicted model, not a curated record.
UUCGGCACGGAAGUUGCUUCUCAGCCAGGCAACUGUCGCUGUAACACCGAGUUGGCUGAGGGGAAGGUUCCCGCUGGUGCGUACCGACGUCAGGGAACGUUGAUGUCGGUCGGCGGGGGUCGCUAAGCGAGGAAGAUGUUGCUGGUCCUGUCGGAGGAGCAUAAGGACCACCUGGGCUUUCUUCUUCAGGUGGAGAGCUCAGUUGUCAGUGAAUUUGGCCGUAUUGCUAUGGAGUUUUUAAGAAAAGGCACAAACCCAAAAAUCUAUGAAGGAGCAGCAAGAAAACUUAAUGUUAAUAGUGAAACAAUUCAGCAUGGUGUAGAAGGAUUAACAUACCUUCUCACUGAGAGCUCAAAACUCAUGAUAUCCGAGAUAGAUUUCCAAGACUCUAUACUUGUACUAGGAUUCUCUGAAGAACUGAAUGCCUUAUUACUUCAGCUAUAUCUUGACAACAGAAAGGAGAUCAGAAGUAUUCUGAGUGAGCUAGCACCAAAGCUGCCAAGUUAUCACAGUCUUGAAUGGAGACUAGAUGUACUGCUCGCCAGCAGAAGUCUGAGGCAACAAAUUAAGCCUGCUGUGACUCUGAAGCUACACCUUAAUCAGAAUGGAAAUCAAACUACCAAAAUAUUGCAAACUGACCCUGCUACAUUGCUCCACCUGAUCCAGCAACUGGAACAAGCUUUGGCAGAAAUGAAAACAAAUCAUUGUAGACGAAUAGUGCGUAACAUCAAAUAGUGUUUAUCAUCUCGGUAAACUUACAGAAAACAGUGUCACUAAACAAAGGUGCAUCUGGACCAGUCAAAACACUUUCCUGGGCCAAGAUAAUGUUUACAGGCUGAAUUUGGGCAGUAACCUAAUAGUACUGCCAGAUGCAAGUUAGAAUUAUUGUCACAGACUUUAACCACACAAUAAUAAACUAGUUGAUCAUGUGAA